GGAAGAGUUUCAGUGUGCUGCCAGUCUGCAAGCUGGAGAGACACUCACAACGACACGAGCAAGGAACGCCUUCAGAAAACUAACUUUGCUGCAAACUUUUUGCAUCUUUCUCUCAGUGGAUUUAGGAACCGCUUCUGUUUUUCUUGCUGCAAGACAGAAAGACUGCGAUGCUUCCCUUCUACCUCUUGACUCUUGCUGCCAUCAUCCAGGCUCACAGCCAGCUGCUGCCGGGCUCAUGCAGCUUCGAGUCCGACACCUGCGGGUACACGUCGGACGCUGACUUCCACAGCUGGGUCCUGCACAGAGACGGUCGCUUUGUGGCCGUGGAUGCGGACGACUUCACUGAGGCCCCCCUGCAGGACCCCCCAGUGGAACCCACAGCGGCCCCCAGGGCCGGCGGGGAGAAGCUGGGGGUCCUGCUGAGCCCGGCCCUGGAUCAGUCGGAGUGGAGCUGCCUCCGCCUGGUGUACCAGAUCAGCGGCUCGGGCAGCCUGGAGGUCCUGCAGCGCUCCGGCGGGAGGAGCUUCGACCGGCCGCUGUGGAGCAGCCGGACCCCCUCCGACAGCUGGGUCAUCUCAAGCAUGGACCUGGACAGCGACGCCGAGCCCACCAGGAUCGUCGUCGAGGGUCGGCCGGGGCCCGCCGCCGGCAGCAGCGUGGCCAUAUUUGAGAUCCACAUCAGCCCCGGUUACUGCCUGGAGUGCGACUUUGAGGAGUCUCACCUGUGUGGGUACAGCAACCAGUGGAACGCCAACGUCAACUGGUACGUGGGGGGAGGAGGCGGCCAGCUGCUGAGCAACGACAUGCAGCACGACCACACCUACAACAACCGGACAGGUCACUUCAUGUACGUGGACUCCGUCUACGCCAAGACCUUCAAAGAAGUGGCCAAGGUGGUCUCGCCGCUGACCACCGUGCCCAUGUCGGGCUGCCUCAGCUUCCAGUACCAGCGCAGCGAGGAGCGGGGGAACCUGUUCUCCGUGUACACCCGGGACCGCCUGGGCCAGUACCAGGAGCUGUGGCGGGCCGGGCCGGAGAGCCAGAGCCAGUGGAGCGACGCCACGGGGGAGUGGAUCCCCGCGCAGGUGGACCUGAAGGCGCCGUACUCUGUCCAGGUGGUCUUUGAAGUGGCGUUUAACAGUCCGAGAGGCGGGCGGGUUGCGCUUGAUGACAUUUCCUUUUCUCCGGAGUUCUGCAGUAAAGACACUGAGCCGACCUUUGACCCCUCCAUCGCCAACUGUGACUUCGAGUCCGGGUUGUGCCGCUACACCCAGGACCAGGCGACGGGGCUGUCGUGGAGGAGGGUGUCGGUGAAGCCCAACAUCUUCAGGAAUGGAGACCACACCACCGGAGCAGGAUCGUUCCUGCUGGCCCACUCCCGCCUGGGCCCGCGCUCCGGCUACGUGAGCGCCCUGACCGGCCCGCUCCUGCCCGGCAACAUGAAGUACUGCCUGAGGUUUUACUUCUCCCUGAGGGGGUUCAACCAGACGGACCGGGCGCUCACGGUCUACCUGCUGCAGCCGCACAGCGGCCGCCAGGAGAAGAUCUGGACUCAGGGGGAGAAGUCCAGGGGAAUCUGGAUCGCAGCGGAAACCAGCUUCCAGACAACUGAGCCGGCAAAGGUGGUUUUCGUCAGCACGUGCAGGAGCUUCUGGGACUGCGGCUCCGUGGCUCUGGACGACUUCUCCAUGAGUCUGGGAGACUGCGAGCUGACUGCAGGCUCGUCUCCGUCUCCCCUCCCAGGAUGCUGUGACUUCGAGGCCGGGCUGUGCGGCUACUCUCAGGACAAACAGAGCGACACUGUGGACUGGGAGUGGAGGCGAGGGCCCACACCGACCUCCUACACGGGGCCCCGAGGGGACCACACCACGGGGCUGGGAUACUACCUGUACCUGGAGGCGUCGCCGCUGCUGCCCGGUCAGAGCAGCCGGCUGCGGUCCCGCCCCAUCCGGGGGACCCGGGGCCCCCACUGCCUGCGCUUCUUCUACCACAUGUACGGCUCGGGCACGGGCCAGCUGCGCGUGCACGUGGACAGGGACGGCGAGGACGAGGUGGUGUGGCAGCUCGGCGGCGAGCAGAGCGUGGCCUGGCUCCGCGCCCAAGUGGAGUACCGGUGUGACAGCCAGCAUCAGAUCGUGUUUGAAGCCAUUCGCGGUUCCUCGGUGAGGAGCGACAUCGCCAUCGACGACAUCGUCUUGGAAGGCGGGCCUUGUCCAGAAAUGGAGAUCCGGGCCACGGUGGGAUCCUCCAACGAGAUCGAGUAGAAGGACGAAGGACUGAAACAGCAGCGUAGGAUGCAUGAACCCCCCACCCCCCAGUGCCCCCCCAAUGGUUGUUUUGCACAUCGUAGACGACUGAAAAGCGUUGUCGACUCCUGACUGUCUGACGUCUGUCUGAACAUGUGGACAAAGGAAAGGCGAAGUAGUUGUACAGAGCAGAACAUAUCGGUGGCGUCACGGCGGCCUCUCCUGGCUGCACUGUAGCGGCGCGGGAGCUGCUCAGUGGUGCUUUUCUUCACAUUUAUAUGCAUUAGAUUAAUGCUCACUGCUCAAAUAAAGCAACA
Salarias fasciatus (jewelled blenny) is the source of this 2563-nucleotide messenger RNA. It is a transcript of the gene mamdc2b, whose product is annotated as MAM domain containing 2b. Gene Ontology annotation, cellular component: membrane. The transcript is spliced from 15 exons. The record is from RefSeq and is a predicted model, not a curated record. Bases 168 to 2264 code for a protein of 698 amino acids. NCBI's taxonomy places the organism in Eukaryota, Metazoa, Chordata, Actinopteri, Blenniiformes, Blenniidae.